Haemonchus placei is the source of this 1569-nucleotide messenger RNA. NCBI's taxonomy places the organism in Eukaryota, Metazoa, Nematoda, Chromadorea, Rhabditida, Trichostrongylidae. The record is from the annotation of a GenBank genome assembly.
AUGCUGUUUUUUACAGUCAUUGCUCAUAGUCCGAUAUAUAACCCCAGCAUUGGGAUACCUUAUUUCGAGCAGUGCUACACUAUUGAAAAGAAACUUGGGCAAGGAUCGUUUGGAGAGGCUUAUGCCGUAUACUGCAAGGAGGAUGGUCGGCGAUAUGCUGUGAAACGAGCAUUGGAUGCAUUCAGAAGUUCAGCGGAUCGUACCUUGAAACUACGCGAAGUUCAGAAACAUGAGCUUUUACCGAAACACAUCAAUCUCGUCCAGUUUUACAAGGCGUGGGAGGAAAAUGGCCGGCUGUACAUUUUAACGGAGUUAUGUGAAAGAAGCCUACUGGAUUACUGCACCGAAUUGCAUACGAUACCGGAACGAGAAAUAUGGAAUAUUUUCAUUGAUCUUUUGAGGGCUGUCGAUCAUUUGCACAAAAACGACCUUCUUCAUGUUGAUAUAAAGCCAGAGAACAUCUUCCUGACAAAGGAUAAAGUGUGCAAGCUGGGCGAUUUCGGGCUCAUAUUCGAUCUUAAGAAUGAUACAUCGUACACUCCUGAGGAAGGAGAUGCAAAAUACCUUGCUCCUGAGGUCUUGAACGCGUCUCCUACGAAAGCUGCAGAUGUAUUCAGUAUAGGAAUUACCAUACUCGAGGUGACUACCGAUAUAGAUUUACCUUCACGCGGCGACACCUGGCAUCAAAUUCGGAGUGGUCAUAUACCAGACAGAUUUUUCAAAGGUGUGUCUAAAGACCUUACUCGUUUAAUUAAAUGGUUGAUGUCUCCUGAUCCGGCUUCGCGCCCCACAACGACACAAGCACUCUCAGAUUCUGCCAUAUCUUGUAGAACGCCAGUUCGUUCAGCUUACCUCGCUUAUCACCAAGUGAUGGUCACAGUUACCGAACACACUAGCAGCGUUCUGCUUUGGUUAGUAGCAUUGGCACAUCUACUGGCAAUUCCGUUCCUAAUGUUCUUUGAUGCUUUACGGAAAAAGAAAAAUGAUGUUUGUACAACACCGUACAAGGGAAAUGUGUAUUUUUCGGCGCACACCCCUGAGGUGAAUGGAUCUAUUCGUCAUAAGCGAAUGUCGCGUUGGGGCGAUGAGGACAGUGAUACAGAAAGUCGUUUAUCUCGUCAUAGCUUUACAACUUUGAGUCGAAGGUUUUUGGAAAUGGACGAUCUCCGGAGUAAUGGUGAUCCUUUUCCAAGAUAUCGCCUGAAUUUUGAUGAUGACACGCCGUCGUCCUCAAGCGAAAACACUAGGGCGGUCCACACUCCGACCGAAAACACUACACCUAUGAGCCGUCAUUCAAAGUCUGAGAGUAAGGUUGGCAAAGUUGAUUCACGAGUGUCAGCUAGUGAAGCUAGCAAGUGGAAGUCGGGAUGUUCUGACUGGUCGCCGACAAACAAGCGACGUUUCAAUGAUUCAGAUGAUGACUCGGAGCGUUCACCAAAAACUCGCAUAUAUCUAGCACAACUAGUUCAGCCGAAGAAAGUGUCUAAACGCAGUAAUCCUGAUCUCUUAACCAGUUUGAAAACUGGAAUUGUCUCUAUUUUACGUAUAUUACUAAUACUGAAAUGGUAA